Messenger RNA from Aspergillus thermomutatus, 2655 nucleotides. RefSeq lists its product as uncharacterized. Gene Ontology annotation, biological process: protein ubiquitination; mRNA processing; ubiquitin-dependent protein catabolic process. Gene Ontology annotation, cellular component: nucleus. Gene Ontology annotation, molecular function: zinc ion binding; ornithine decarboxylase inhibitor activity; nucleic acid binding. The record is from RefSeq and is a predicted model, not a curated record. The transcript is spliced from 8 exons. NCBI's taxonomy places the organism in Eukaryota, Fungi, Ascomycota, Eurotiomycetes, Eurotiales, Aspergillaceae. The coding region runs from base 1 to 2655 and encodes 884 amino acids.
AUGUCAUCCUCUGUUCACUUCAAGUUCAAGUCUCAAAAAGAGCCUUCAAGGGUAACUUUCGACGGGACCGGUAUUUCUGUUUUUGAAUUGAAACGUGAAAUUAUCAAUCAGAGUAGAUUGGGCGAUGGGUCGGACUUUGAAUUGUCUAUCUACAAUGAGGAUACAGGCGAAGAGUAUGAUGAUGAUACCACAAUUAUUCCCCGUUCCACUUCUGUCAUCGCUCGGAGGUUGCCUGCCUCACGGCCUGGCAAAGGCGGCGCUGCUCGUUAUGUAUCCGGGAAAAUGCCCGUUAGCGCUCGCAGCACGCCUCGUAAUGAUGCUUCAAUAUCGACCCGAGCAAUAUCAAAUACUAGCAAUGCACUGAGCAGCAGCGUUUUAGAGCUCAAUAAUGCGCAGACAGAGGAGGAGAAGAUCAAUGCUCUUUUCAACUUGCAAGCUAGCCAAUGGAAAGAGCAACAACAGGAGAUGGCAAAUGCUACACCUGUACCCUUCGGUCGUGGGAGGGGAAAGGCCGUCAAUGUCCCUGAUCACCCGCCGCCUCCUGGAUAUCUUUGCUACCGCUGUCGGGAAAAAGGCCAUUGGAUCCAAGCGUGUCCGACCAACAAUGAUCCAAAAUUCGAUGGCAAAUACCGAGUGAAGCGAUCUACUGGUAUACCACGCUCGCUCCAGACGAAGGUUGAGAAGCCGGAAUCGUUGGCGCUUGAUGGGUCGAAUGAAGAUCUUCGAAAUACAGGUGUCAUGGUUAAUGCUGAUGGUGAUUUCGUCAUUGCGAAGCCAGACAAAGCAGCUUGGGAGUUGUACCAGGAGAAGGCCAAAGCUUCUUCAGCAGCGGCAGCAGAAGCGGCGGCAGCAGAGUACAGCAAAGAAUUGCAGUCGUGGGGUUUGGAGUGCCCUAUUGAUAAACAAGGUGUUUUGCUUGACAAUCUUUCCGUGGAUGAUGAGGCUGUUUCGAAAAUAAAAGCCUAUGAGGAUGAAAAGGCGGACUCGAGAAAAGAAACGCAGAAAAAUCUCGCAGUACAUGAUAGCCCAUCCAACAGUAAAGGGUCUGAUUCAGAGAAGAAUGUCGCCGCAAAAAAGGAGCUAUCAUCAUUGUCGUCAGUCAACGGCGCUUUGGACUCGGCUUCGAAGAAACGACCAGCAGACGAAAACCCCCUGAGCACCGACCACGAAAGAUCGAACUUGAGCCCGUCGCACAAAAAGCAAAAAGCCGAUCCCAUUGCUCAGGCGGCCACCGGGUCGACAAAUCCACAAACCCAAGAUUCUUCGAAUGAAGUCUCAUCCAUCACCCACGACCAACCAAUGCCUUUUGGUUUUGGCUUUAUGAAUCCACAAAGCAUGCCUACAAUGCCGUUCACUGAGACUGGGUUCAUUGGCGGAGGAAUGGGGUUUAUGAAUCCUUUGGGCCUACCUGCAAAUGGCUUCCCGAAUAAUAUGAACCAAGCAUGGAAUCCAAUGAAUACUCUGGGAUUCGAUCCCCGUCAAGACGGCAUAUAUGGCAGUCAACAGAAUGGUGCAAUGAAUGGCUACGGUCAAGCAAACAUAUACUCCAACAUGGGGAAUGCCUCGAUGCAGAUGAUGGGCUUGAACCAGAUGGCGGGGCCGAUGCCCCAAAAUGCGGGUUUUCAGCAGGGACCAGGCGAGCACAGUGGUAUCCCUGAGGUCCCCUCAGGGUCAAAAUCCCCCUCUUCAAGUCCUCCCCGCUCGCUACCCGUUCCUUCGCCCAUGGGGAGCAGCUGGCCGGGCAAUCAAUUGCCUGAAUAUAAAGGGGAGGCAACGUAUACCAUUCCGGAAGAGUGUGAGAGGCUCUUCUGCGACAAAUUGUCCGCGAUUUUCAUUGGUGAGAUGAAGUUCGCGCAGCAAGAGUCGCCUGGGAUGGAUGCGUACCAAAGCCGGCCGAACUGGACCGGACGUGAAAAAAGGUCAAUUCGAAACUGGGUCGAAGUUUGGGACUACGUUGGCGACGCAAUUUAUCGAGGUUUUUUGACUGAUAUGAAUGAUGAGCGGACAUUGUUCUUGUUCUUCAAAAACAGUGUGCUAGGCCACAACCUCAAAGCUGGGUCAUCCCUUGCAUACUGGCACUUUGGUGGUUUGGCUGCUGGGAUAGUCUAUGACCUCAGUGUGAUUAGACGCAAAGUCAAACUUGGCAAAGGGUUCACUGGUCGUCAUGGCCGCGCAUACCUCGUUUCCGCGGAGCCUACCGCCAGUGCUGUCUCUGUGAGCGGGUCGUCUUCACCGACUGAAUCGCUCCCCAACACUGUGAUACAGAGACCAGUUCCACGUCAAUUCGUCACCGGACUUCAUACAGUUAGAGACAUCAGUUGCGCGUUCUGCGGCAAUGUGCUCGGCUGGAAGUAUAUCUCCGCCGAGGAAGAGUCCCAGCGAUAUAAGGUCGGCAAGUUUAUUUUGGAAACAAACCGAAUAACUACGUCGUCAUCAUGGGAGUCACCAUGCGAUACUGAUCAACCCGUAUCGCCUGGCUUCCUGAGCUCUGCGCCGUCAGAAAACAUAAACCGCGAUGAGCACAUCGAAUUUGACAGCCAGGACGAGGACGAGUGUGAAGACAUAUUUGCUGGGAUAUGGAGUCCGAGUUUGGCUGUGCGCCGAAGAAGCCGAAAGUUCGAUCGCCGUCUCCCGUUUUUUGGGUUCCCACCUUGA